This is a messenger RNA of Drosophila elegans, 951 nucleotides long. RefSeq lists its product as uncharacterized. The transcript has a single exon. The record is from RefSeq and is a predicted model, not a curated record. NCBI's taxonomy places the organism in Eukaryota, Metazoa, Arthropoda, Insecta, Diptera, Drosophilidae. Bases 205 to 618 code for a protein of 137 amino acids.
UAAAUGAUGAUUAAAAAGGCAUUGGCAAGCCUUCAUUUUAAUUUUAAUCGCAAACAAUUACAUUUUCUUCCGUAACUUAUCAUACAGCUCUUGAGUCACCUGUCUAAUGUUGGCCAGCUACCUUUAGUUAUCUGCCAGUUUUAUUGUUAGUUUUCAUAUUAAAUACGUUCACUAUUAGUGUUUAAUAACAUUAUCAAUUUCAAAAUGAUAAACGAACCUAUCCCUGAGGUGGACAUGAGGAUUGUGGCCCAAAAUGCAGAGCUUCAACGCCGAGCCAUUCUAGGCUUCGCGCCCCGUAUUGGAUUGGCAACAGUGGACUACGACGAUCUGGACAGAAUUGACAAUUUCUAUUUGGAGUGUCAGAAGUUCCGUGACUAUUACCGCGAUCCGCACAACAAACUUCACAAGCCCUCGCGUUUCCGGCAGCAUCAGGGAAAGUGUGGUAUCAAGCUGGACCAUAGUGUCCAGCACUUGACCCAGCCGAUCCGAUGGGUGGAGGAGCAGCGGCCCCUGGUCUAUCCUCUUUCGAAGGACACAGCCUUAAGGCUGGGCAUGCCAAUUCCUCCCAUGAUCAGUGGGCGAUACGACAAGUCCUCUUCCUUGUCCUUCCUUCACUAGACCAUGCAUUUCCGAUGCGUUAGCAGAAGAGCUGAGGUCCUCUGCGAGGACUUCUUUCAAUCCAGUGGAAGGCAUCUGGUGGAUACAAAAGCGUUCGCAGAGCAUCUGAGCUCCUCUGUCAACGUUUGGCCAAAUUAAAAUGGUCAACUAAAUUGUUCUGUGCAAAUUUUUCCAUUUAAAACAUAAGGAGUAUAAAUAUAUUCUGUGGAAUAUUUUAUGCUUUUAUUGGGCUAAUAUACAUUUUUUUCACAAGCUUAGGGUAUAGUCUGUAUUAUUACAUGAAUAAUACGAGUUGAAAAAGAUAAAAUGUUUUAAUCUAAUUUAAUAUUUUCU